AAACUCGCGCAUUUAUUCCUAAAAUGCGACUACAAAAGAAACCGGAGGCCGCGACGAUUGCCGGCUAAACGCAAUUCACAUCGCAUUCGAAGGGAAAAACUACGUCCUUCCCCGGCAAAAGAUCGCCGAUCUGGAAGAAUCAGGGUUCGGAUUUGCAUUCGCAUCAUGAAUACGUCGUUAGGGAAGCAGAUCCUCGAGCAGCAGUUGCUGACGGUGGCCAAGGCCGUCGAGGACAAGAUCGAUGAGGAGAUCACAGCGCUCGACCACCUCGACCUCGACGACCUGGAGGCGCUGCGGGAGCGCAGGAUGCAGCAGAUGAAGAAGAUGGCCGAGAAACGCAACUGCUGGAUCUCCCUCGGCCACGGCGAGUACUCUGAGAUCUCCGAGAAGGACUUCUUCGCUGCCGUCAAGGCUAGUGACCGCGUCGUCUGCCAUUUCUACCGCGAGAAUUGGCCUUGCAAGGUGCUGGAUAAACACCUGAGUAUUCUUGCAAAGCAACACAUAGAGACGCGCUUUAUUAAAGUUCAUGCCGAGAAAAGCCCUUUCUUAACUGAGAAGCUUAGGAUUAUCUUGUUACCAACCCUCGCUCUUGUAAAGAAUGCCAAAGUCGAGGACUAUGUGGUUGGUUUUGAUGAGCUUGGAGGCACUGAUGACUUCAGUACAGAAGUUUUGGAAGAGAGAUUAGCCAAGUCUCGAGUUAUUGUCUUUGAUGGCGAGGCGCCUUCUUACCCGGCGAAGUCCAGCAAAACUAAGAGAAAUGUUCGCCAAUCGGAAACUGCUGAUUCGUCCGACUCCGAGUAGGAUUAUGCUCAAGGGUUUCACUACAACUUAAACGGGGGUGAUAUUUUACCAGUUCGUUUGCAAUAUAUCUGUAUCUACAUCCAGAUUGUUAUCUAGCUGGUUUUUUAAACUCUUGUAAUUUCCAAAUCCGAUAUUGAUUUCAUGAAUGAAUGUGACUGAUUUGAAUUA
Messenger RNA from Zingiber officinale, 969 nucleotides. Its product is annotated as thioredoxin domain-containing protein 9 homolog. Gene Ontology annotation, biological process: microtubule cytoskeleton organization. Bases 166 to 801 code for a protein of 211 amino acids. The record is from RefSeq and is a predicted model, not a curated record. Gene Ontology annotation, cellular component: cytoplasm. NCBI's taxonomy places the organism in Eukaryota, Viridiplantae, Streptophyta, Magnoliopsida, Zingiberales, Zingiberaceae. The transcript is spliced from 4 exons.